Messenger RNA from Tremella mesenterica DSM 1558, 915 nucleotides. RefSeq lists its product as uncharacterized. NCBI's taxonomy places the organism in Eukaryota, Fungi, Basidiomycota, Tremellomycetes, Tremellales, Tremellaceae. The record is from RefSeq and is a predicted model, not a curated record. The transcript is spliced from 4 exons. Bases 1 to 915 code for a protein of 304 amino acids.
AUGACUUACAACUCUAUCCUCAUCCUCGGUGCUACCGGUCUUAUCGGUCCUCACCUCAUUCCGGCCCUCAAGAAAGCUUACCCUUCGGCUUCCAUCUCCGCUCUCGUCCGUCCUGGAUCCGACAAAAUCGCCGCUGUCCAAGCUUUGGGAGUCAAGGUUAUCGAACAAGAUUACUCGUCAGGUUUGGAAACUGCUGUCAAAGGUUACGACUUGGUCAUCGACUCUGCCAACUCGGCUGACCCUGCUACCACCAAAGCUGCCGUCGAAGGAUUGAAGGGAAGCAAAGCUACAUUCCUCCGAUUGAGUGGAUGUGGUAACUUUAUCAACGGAUCUAAGACUGGAGAGUAUGAUCAUGAUGCUAAGCUUUGGGACGACAGCAAAGCCGAAGAUAUCGCAGCCAUCCACGAUGCUAUGUUCAACGGUGCCGGUGAUGUCGUCGCUAUCAAUGCCGCCAAAGAAGGUCUCGAAGCUUUCACUCUUACCAUCGGUGGUAUCUACGGUGUUCCCGUUAUCAAAGGUGCCUCCUCUGGUGUGUUCGUCAACCUCUACUCGAGCAACGCCAAGCAACUCGGAUACACCCCUGUGAUCGGAGAUGGUUCAGGUGUUAUGCAAAUGAUCCACAUUGACGAUGCCGUCUCUGCCAUCAUCGCUGUUCUCAAAUACACAGAGACCGCCUCUGGUGCUAGCGCCCACCGAUAUUUCAUCGCCCCCGGUUUCGAUUACACUUGGAAGAGGCUCGCUGAAGUGUUCGGCAACGCCCUCAACCUUUCGCCCAAGACCGUCUCCUUCGAGGAAGCUGGUUUCAUCGCUGGGCUCAUCGGCUCAACCAUGAAAUCGGUCGGGACCAAGACGGCCGAGCUCGGAUGGAAAGCUACCGGUCCUACACUCGAGGAGGUCUUGCCCCAGGUUCUUUAA